Molecule: messenger RNA, 1513 nt
Organism: Papaver somniferum (opium poppy)
Lineage: Eukaryota; Viridiplantae; Streptophyta; Magnoliopsida; Ranunculales; Papaveraceae
Product: F-box/kelch-repeat protein At3g06240-like
Exons: 2
Coding region: 67-1005 (312 amino acids)
Molecular function (GO): protein binding
Source: RefSeq, a predicted model, not a curated record
CAUAUCAAAAGAAAGACUGCAGUGCAGAGAGUAGAAGUGAAACCCUAGCCUCGAGCAGUAGGGAAGAUGAUGAUCGAGAAGUGGAGACAUCUUCCGGAAGAGAUUAUGACUGAGAUACUCACAUGGUUACCAGUUAAGUCCAUCUUGAGAUUCAGGUCUGAUCAUGAAUUGUUAUGUAUUUGGAACCCGAUUUCCGAAGAGUAUAAGAAGUUACCACAAAUACCAAAAUUAUUCCCACAAGUUCCUGAAUUAGAACCGUCAAAUUCUGUUCCAGCAUUUGGGUUUGGUUGCGAUUGCAAGACAGGGGUUUACAAAGUAGUCCAAAUUCAAACUGCUGGGUGCGAUAUGUUUUCUCAAGCUAGAGUGUAUACUCUAGGAACAGAUUCAUGGAGAGUGCUUGACGAUAUUCCUUAUAUAUUUUGUUUAUAUGGAAGAGCAAAUGGAGUGCUUUUGAAUGGAGUUCUUCAUUGGCUGGUAUAUCCCGACUACAAAGAUAUUAACAAACUCACUAGAGUUAUACUUUCUUUCGAUGUUGGGGGUGAGAAAUUCGGGGAAAUACAACUACCUAAACCUCUGUGGGGUGUACCUGAAGGUGGUGAGGAUUAUUAUAAGACACGUAUUAGCUUGUUGGAUGAUAAACUUUGCUUGUCUUGGAAUCUUGGUGAUGGGGAUGUUGAUGUAUGGGUUAUGAAUGAUUAUGGAGUCAUAGAAUCUUGGACUAAACUUUUCAGCGUUAGCAGGUUAAAAGAAGGUGUCGAGUAUUUGUGGCCAGUACAAUCUUUGAAGAAUGGUGAAAUCUUAUUAUUCGGCUUGCCUUUAAUCCCGUUAACCCAGUAUGACGGGGAUUUAAUCUUGUAUAGCCCAAUUAGCCAAAGAGCUAGGUUCGUGGAUACAAGUGGUUAUCAGAUAUUGGAAGCUGUGCAAACAUACGUUGGUAGUCUGGUUUCAGUUAAAUCAAUUUGUAAUGCAGGCCAAGAAGAUGUUGAGCAGGCAAUAUCACAAUAAAUUGACAAAGAAACUUCAAGAAGGAGACGCUUGAUGGGAGCGUGUUUUGUAGAAGCACAAUGUCCCUGCUUAUAUCUUUUUGGCAAUAGAAGCAGAAAACUAGAUCCCUCUCUGUAUGCCCAUCCUUGUGAGCAGCACCUUCAUGGAUGUCUUUUUGGUAUGUAUGUUAUUUCUGUUGUCUGUUCUCCUUGGUUUAUUGUCGUUUAUCAACUCACCUUACGUCAAUUUAAGGAAUGUAUUUUACUUUUGUUCUGCUCAUUGUAUAAAGUAGUUCUACUUUCAUAGACUCGCUAACAUCUCCAUGCUUACAGUAGAACAUUUUACCAACCUGAAAUGAACCACCAUCAGAUUAUGGGACAAUAUCUAUUAUUCUCCGAAAAAGUAUUUGGGGGUUAGCUUUGUUUCUCUUUGUUUGCUAGAGAUUUAGUGUGAUAUAAAUAUUGUGCUGGUUUUCUUAUUAAUGCGCUUCAAAACAAGUCCCAUUGUAUUUUGUUACUCUGACAAUGAA